GGUUUUGCUGCGGCUCCUCAUCUCGCCUGCUCCUUCACGCACACAGCACACACAACGCACAGUGAGAGCUCCUGCAAUGGCGCCGAAGCAGAGGACCCGUAACCCGGAACUCAUCCCCGGUGUUCGGAAAGUCUCCCGCUCUAAGAUGUACCACAAGCGUGGCCUCUGGGCAAUUAAGGCCAAAAACGGUGGCAAAUUCCCCCACCACGAGAAGGCCCCCGCCGCUGCUCCGGUGGCGGAGAAGCCUCCCAAGUUUUACCCAGCUGAUGACGUCAAGAAGCCGCUCUCGAACAAGCGCAAGCCUAAGCCCACAAAGCUCAGGGCGAGCAUCACUCCAGGAACAGUGUUGAUAAUCCUGUCGGGCAGGUUUAAGGGGAAGAGAGUUGUCUUCUUGAAGCAGCUUUCUUCUGGAUUGCUUCUUGUUACUGGUCCUUACAAGAUAAAUGGUGUCCCUCUAAGACGGGUGAACCAGGCCUAUGUUAUUGCUACUUCAACAAAGGUUGACAUUUCAGGUGUCAAUGUGGAGAAGUUUGAUGACAAGUACUUUGCCAAGCAAGUUGAGAAGAAGAAAAAGAAGGGGGAAAAUGAAUUCUUUGAGGCAGAGAAACAGGAAAAGAACACCCUUCCCGCAGAGAAGAAAGAUGAUCAGAAGGCUGUUGAUGCACCUUUGCUAAAGGCUGUUGAGUCAGUCCCAGAUCUGAAAGCCUAUCUGGGUGCAAGGUUCUCACUCAAGGCCGGCAUGAAACCUCAUGAGCUGGUCUUUUAGAAAAACCGCAUCUUGAUUCCUUAGAUCCGAUUUUGUUUUUUUUUUUAUUUGCUUUGUGUCCCUGAAAAACCUGAUGCUAGAAGUUGUAUCGAGAACACAGUUUCCUUGGUAUAAACAUUUAAAUUUUGCUGCCA
Molecule: messenger RNA, 900 nt
Organism: Sesamum indicum (sesame)
Lineage: Eukaryota; Viridiplantae; Streptophyta; Magnoliopsida; Lamiales; Pedaliaceae
Product: large ribosomal subunit protein eL6
Biological process (GO): ribosomal large subunit assembly; cytoplasmic translation
Cellular component (GO): ribosome; cytosolic large ribosomal subunit
Molecular function (GO): RNA binding; structural constituent of ribosome
Source: RefSeq, a predicted model, not a curated record